This is a messenger RNA of Paramecium sonneborni, 1920 nucleotides long. The record is from the annotation of a GenBank genome assembly. Lineage: Eukaryota; Ciliophora; Oligohymenophorea; Peniculida; Parameciidae.
AUUAAGAUGUGUGGAAUAUUGGCUAUUUUAAAUAUAAAAGGAACAGAAGUAUAAGUAAGAGCAAGAGCUUAUGAGCUUUCUAGAAGAAUACGACAUAGAGGUCCAGAUAGAUCAAAGAUAAUAGUUCUUGUAAUAAAUUUUAGUAAUUUUUAGGAAGUAAGUCCAGGGUUAUAUCAUGUAAUUUCCCACGAAAGAUUAGGCUUAGUUGAUUUGAGUGAUAGAGGAAGGCAACCUUUUUAAAUGAUUGAUGAUGAUAACAUAUUCUACAUGUAAAAUGGUGAGCUUUAUGAUUAUUGGGAUGUAAGACCAGAAUUGGAGAAGAAAUACCACUUUAGUAGUAACUCAGAUACAGAAAUAGUAGGAAUGUUAUAUAAAGAAGUAAGAAUUAUAUAUAAAAAAAAGUAUGGACCAGGGGCUUUUUGGAAUCACCUCAAUGGAAUGUUUGCUACAGUUUUAAUUGAUAUGAACACAAAAUCAUUUCAAGCGGGAAGAGAUCAUAUAGGAAUAGUCCCUCUAUAUUAUGGAUUUAAUAAAGAUGGAUCCCUAUUUUUAUCAUCAGAGUUAAAAGGAAUUCAUGACUAAGUCAUUGAAGUUAAAUAGUUCCCUCCAGGUAAAUUAAAAUAAUAGUAUUUAGGACAUUAUAUUGAUGAAACCUGUACUAUUAAAAGAUGGUAUAAUCCAAGUUGGCAUAACUUUGAUCUAAUUCCAACAGGAGAAAUAAAUUUUGAAGAAUUGAGAGAUAGGUUUAUAGAAGUAGUUAAAAGAGAAGUUCAAGGAGAUGCUCCAUUUGGAUUGUUUAUUUCAGGAGGGUACGUAUAUAAAUAAAAAAAUUAUAGUGUUGAUUCUUCAAUAGUUGCUGGUAUAGUUGCUAAAUUAAUAAAGAAAGGAGAUAUAGAUUUAAGUAAGAGAGGAAUGAGAAAAGUUCAUUCCUUUUGUAUAGGAUUAGAAGGAUCUCCAGAUUUACAUUUUGCCAAAAAGGUUGCUGAUUUUCAUGGAUUUGAACAUCAUUCAUUCACUUACACUGUUGAUGAAGGAUUAGAUUACAUUCCUGAAGUCAUUUAUUAUACAGAAACUUUCAAUAAUACAACUAUUAGAGCAUCAACACCUAUGUACAUGAUGUGCAGAAGAAUCAAAGCUUUAGGAAUAAAAAUAUGCUUAACAGGUGAAGGAAGCGAUGAAUUAUUUGGUGGAUAUCUAUAUUUUCAUAAAGCACCAAAUAGAGUGGAGUUUCAUUAAGAAUUGAUUAGGAAGCUUCAUGAUCUUCAUAAAUAUGAUCUAUUAAGAGCAAAUAAAGCAUGUUUAGCCUGGGGUAUUGAAACAAGACCUCCAUUUAUGAAUAAAUAAUGGAUUGAAUAUGUUAUGUAAAUUGAUCCUAAAUAUAAAAUGAUCAAUGCCUUUGAACCUCAAAUGGAAAAAUACAUUCUUAGAAAAGCAUUUGAGGAUUUAGAACAUCCUUUUGUUCCCUAAGAUAUCUUAUGGAGAUAAAAAGAACAAUUUAGUGAUGGUGUUGGAUAUAAUUGGAGAGAUGGUAUUAUAAAGAGAGCCAAUCAUUUAAUCUCUGAUUAAGAGUUUUCUCAAGCAUCAAUCAAAUAUCCUAUUUCCACUCCCAGAAAUAAAGAGCAAUACUGGUUUAGAUAGAUAUACUCCUCUUAUUUCCAAAGUGAUAGUGCUGUCUUAACUGUUCCAUUUGCAAAAUCUAUAGCUUGUUCAACCGAAAAAGUAAGCUAAUUUUAUUAAUCUUUAGGCAUUAGAAUGGGAUGACGCUUUCAAGAAAAAUACAGAUGAAUCAGGUAGAGCUGUUUUAGCUGUUCAUAAUGACGCUAUAAAGGAAACCAUCUAGCAAGAUGAGGACCGUUCAACUGAAGAUAUUUCAAAAGCACAAGAACAUUUCUAAUUAUGAGAAUCAAUACAUGUAACCAU